AUGGGCGAAACCGUCCAACCGUCGAAUCAGUUGCUUUCUUUGAAAGUCGUACGUCUGUCGCGACCCAAAAUCUUGGGAACUUCUCCACUUCCGGCAGAUCCGGUGGACCCUUUGCGGUUUUCUGAAUUGAUUAGUGCGGUUCUUGCUAGUGGAGAGAAGCGGUAUGAAACUCCCAUUGGCGAAUACCUCAUCGCUCCUCAAAUGUUUGAGAACAUUUAUCUAGGAGAAACUUUUACUUUUUAUAUGGACGUUGUCAAUGAAAGUGACCAGAAGGUCACGGAUGUCUCGGUGAAGUGCGAGUUACAAACGAACAGUCAAAGGGUUAGUCUGACAUCUAAUGUACAAGACGUGGUUUUGGAACCAUCGAGAAGUUCCGGUCAAAUUAUUAGUCACGAAGUGAAGGAAAUCGGCCAACAUAUCUUGAUUUGUUCUGUCAACUACAAAACUUCGUCAGAUGAGAAGAUGUACUUCCGGAAGUUCUUCAAAUUUCCAGUCGGAAAACCAAUCGAUGUCAAAACAAAAUUCUAUAAUGCAGAGAACAGCGACGUAUAUUUGGAGGCGCAGAUUGAGAAUACUUCCGCCACUGCUAUGAUACUGGAAAGGGUAGAUCUAGAACCAAGCCCAAAUUACACUGUUGCUAGCAUAAAAGCAGGUGACGAAGAUGAACCUGGUGGGAUGUAUCUUAAGCCAAGAGAUAUUCGGCAGUUUCUAUUUUGCCUCUCGCCGAAGGAUAUCCAUGCUACGGUGUACAAAGAUAUGACAAACAUUGGUAAACUGGAUAUGUCGUGGCGCACGCAUAUGGGGGAACGUGGGCGGUUGCAGACGAGUCCCUUGCAAAGGAUUGCGCCUACCCACGGUGAUGUCCGAUUGACCGUGGAAAAUUUACCAGCUACAGUCCCUGUUCGGAAACCAUUCAGUGUUGAUUGCAGACUUUAUAAUUGUUGUGAAAGAUCAUUGGAUCUACGGCUGGAGCUACAAAAUGUAUCGCAGUCGCUUAUUCUGUGCUCAAUCAGUGGCAUCUCAUUAGGGCAGCUCCCACCUAAUGGCAACGUAGCGUUUAGUGUAGAGAUGAUACCUAUUGCUAUAGGCUUUCAGUCGAUAUCCGGAAUACGGAUAGUGGAUUCAUUUGCAAAAAAGAUUUAUGAUCACGAUGAUAUUGCACAAGUAUUUGUGAUGUGAAUGGGUAUUUCGUUUAGAUAUACUGAUUUUUCUAUUGCUCAGUGAUAUUUGCUGGAUUUGUUCACGACAAUUCUUGUUGCAAAUUCAUAGGAUAGAGUAAAGAACGGGAAAGGUGUAAGCUCGCUAUGCCUUUUCAAUUUCUUAAGUUGCGAAAAUUCAGUCACCCUCAAUUCAUCGCAUAAGCGCC
Molecule: messenger RNA, 1366 nt
Organism: Cylicocyclus nassatus
Lineage: Eukaryota; Metazoa; Nematoda; Chromadorea; Rhabditida; Strongylidae
Source: the annotation of a GenBank genome assembly